Molecule: messenger RNA, 1053 nt
Organism: Polistes dominula (European paper wasp)
Lineage: Eukaryota; Metazoa; Arthropoda; Insecta; Hymenoptera; Vespidae
Product: zinc finger protein 511 lethal (2) k10201
Source: RefSeq, a predicted model, not a curated record
AUCUUUAGCUAUUAUCAUAUAUAUUUAAUAAUAAUUUCUACUUGUUAUUUAUAUUUAUUAUUAUGGAAUUUCUAAAAAGUAUUGGGGUUGGUGUGAGACCUAUAGAUGAUCCCUUUUUUGAUGAAACUUAUAAAAGUUGCAAGAUAUUUCAAAGGAAAGGAGUUAUAGCUGAAGAUGAUGAAGAUUUAUGCCAUGACAUCAUUAAAGAGUUUCCUUGUCCCAACUCACAAUGUGCAGAAGUAUUUAAAACAUUAUUAGAUUUUGAAAUGCAUUAUAAUUCCUGCCACCGAUAUAUUUGUAUGGAGUGUAAAAAGAUUAAACCAAAUUCUAGAUUAUUAGAAAUUCAUAUUCAAGAAACGCACGAUACAUUUUUCAAGCUGUUAUCGGAAAAACAACCAAUGUAUCAGUGUUAUGUUUCUCAAUGUAAUAUGAAGUUUAAUAAUCCAAAUGAAAGACGAGAACACUGUAUCAAUGUACAUAAAUAUCCAAAAAAUUGUCGCUUCGAUAUGCCGUAUAUAAAAAAAGAAAAUUCCAAUAAUAAAAUGGAUGUAGAUUCAACUAACAAAAUGGAUAUUGACAUUGUAGAUGAAAAAGAGGAAGAGGAAAAGAAAAAGAAAAAGAAAAUCCUAUUAAAUAAGAAUCAAAAAAUGAAAACGUUUAAUACAAAUUGUAGAAUAAGUAACUUUGAAAAUUCUGCCGCAACUUGUACCGUUUCUUCUAGCACAACGGUUACUAAUAUCGAUAAAAAUGCAUCUUUAAUGUUUAUACCUAGACAAGUAGAAAAAUCAUAUGCAAGGACUCUUAGUAAAAAACAAAAUAAAGAAAGGAAUGUUCUUGAAGCAGAAUGUAUGUCAGAUUUAGCACAAUCUCUACCUGAUUAACCAGUUACCUAUGAUGACCUCUUUAAAAUCUAUACACCUAAAUUAUGUUGCCAAAAUAUGAAAUGAUAACGAGUAUACACGUCCAAGACAAUAUAUGCAGCUGUUGUAAUAUUAAAUUAAGUUCUAAUCAAAUGAUUGUAUUAUUUUUGUAUAAAAUUUGCAAUUCUAAUAU